GCUAGCACAACGGCCUCACGCAUCCAAGCUAAUUGGCUUGGAGCUGUCACUGUUCAAGCUGCAGGCCAUGAACCCAAAUCUCCAUAUUUAGCGUCGGGCUUGAUGUUGCUAUCCGUACAUGAGUUGUGUACUGUAUGUACAGCCUGGCGGGCGCUCCAAGCCUCUAAUUCCAUCUCUUACGGCCAACGCGCCACACAAGCCUGGAAGUCCCUAGAUGGUGUGAGACUCCCCCACACAACGACAGACACGACACCAGCUUUCCUGCCAGGCCUGCCUCCAGCGACAACGUCAGUGCAAAAUGCCCCUUGCCGAUCCCUGGCCGCUCCAGCAUUAGCACAAGGUAUGGUACAGUGUACUGGCGAAGGCAGGUACUUUGGAAAGUACUUCCUUCCGGGCAAGCUUAGUACGUACAGUAGCACAACUGGCUCUUCGGCUUGCUGGGGCUGGGGACUUUGCAGGCCCGGGGUCGUCCCUGCUCUUUUCUUCGUCAGUGACCAAAUGUCGCCUCGAGAUUUUGAUGCGACCAUUCCUCAGUCUCUGUGCUCUGUUAAGUACCUCCGAAAAGAGUCAUCGAUCGUCCAGUGCGUUGGUUCGUGUCCCUUUUCCCCUCGACAACCUACUUGCUCUGCCCAUUGUACUCUUAUUUCUAUUCGCAGUUCUAAACGACUAAGAACUCCACCUUGCACAUCCCUCGUGCCUGUCAUUUAUUUAGGUGUGGUUUGUUUAAACCAAGCAGAGGAACUCCCAUACUAUCUACAAGCUGGUUCCCUGUCGGCCAUGCCUUUACAUCUGCCCCAUUUCUCAUAAUUUCCCGGCCCCGUCUGCUGCACCACGAUUAGAUUUCAACAUUUAGUAUCCCCGGGCUGCCUUCACUCACCAUAUCCACGUCGCACACACACAGAAACCAUUCGAGUGACAAGGCAGAAACACCGAUCACACAACAAUAAAUAUACAAACGUUCCCAACCUCGGUACUCCUCAACUACUGGUCACGGCGCAAAUAUCACGAGUCACGGCAACUUUGGUAAUCUAACUCGACGAGAGUGCCUGGAGCCU
This is a messenger RNA of Truncatella angustata, 1055 nucleotides long. RefSeq lists its product as uncharacterized. The record is from RefSeq and is a predicted model, not a curated record. The coding region runs from base 103 to 807 and encodes 234 amino acids. The transcript has a single exon. Lineage: Eukaryota; Fungi; Ascomycota; Sordariomycetes; Amphisphaeriales; Sporocadaceae.